GGAAAGAAGAGACAGCAAGAAACUCCUCCGCAAACCCUAACGAUGGUGGUCGAAGACGCACCCAAGACUUCAGCUUCAGAAGAUCAGGCCAAGACCGAGGCGAACGCUAAGCCGAGGGAGGAUGACGACGAGCCCGAAGAAGGAGAGAUCGUCGGCGACCAAGACUCGGCGUCGUCGAAGCCUUCGAAGGGAAUUGCGCCGCAGUCUCACGCCCUGGAGCACUCCUGGACCUUCUGGUUCGAUAGCCCUGCCGCAAAGCCCGCCAAGUCCAAGCAGGAGGAUUGGGGCAGCUCCAUCCGCCCGAUCUACACCUUCACUACCGUCGAGGAGUUCUGGAGCAUUUACAACAAUGUACGUCAUCCGAGCAAGCUCAUUGUGGGGACGGAUUUCCAUUGUUUCAAAUACAAAAUUGAGCCAAAGUGGGAGGAUCCUGUGUGUGCUAAUGGAGGAACCUGGACUGUUGCUUAUCCUAGGGGGAAAUCUGAUACCUCUUGGUUGUAUACGUUGCUAGCAAUGAUAGGAGAACAGUUUGAUCAUGGAGAUGAAAUCUGUGGAGCAGUUGUCAAUGUCAGAAAAAGCCAAGAAAAAAUAGCUCUUUGGACCAAGAAUGCAACAAAUGAAGCUGCUCAGGUGAGCAUUGGGAAACAAUGGAAGGGGUUUCUGGACUACAAUGAAACUACUGGGUUCAUAUUUCAUGAGGAUGCGAUGAGACUUGGGAGAGCUGCCAAGAAUAAAUACAUAGCCUGAUGUGUAUAGUACUGUUCUUGGUAGUGCUUAAUGCUUUCCAACUGCAAAAACAGCAAUCUAUGCUAGCUUCCAGAGUAACUUCUGACUAAUGUUUGCUCUCUGCCGGCCUCAUAUGUUUACGAUUACAGAUUUUAAGCUCGACUUCAAAUUUUCAGUUUAAGAUGUGAAUGUAGUACGAUGGAUGAGUACGAUAUGACUCAGUUCGUUUAGUUGUUUA
This is a messenger RNA of Pyrus x bretschneideri (Chinese white pear), 964 nucleotides long. Its product is annotated as eukaryotic translation initiation factor 4E-1. Gene Ontology annotation, biological process: translational initiation. Gene Ontology annotation, cellular component: eukaryotic translation initiation factor 4F complex. The transcript is spliced from 5 exons. The coding region runs from base 43 to 747 and encodes 234 amino acids. Gene Ontology annotation, molecular function: translation initiation factor activity; RNA 7-methylguanosine cap binding. The record is from RefSeq and is a predicted model, not a curated record. NCBI's taxonomy places the organism in Eukaryota, Viridiplantae, Streptophyta, Magnoliopsida, Rosales, Rosaceae.